Molecule: messenger RNA, 1478 nt
Organism: Pimephales promelas (fathead minnow)
Lineage: Eukaryota; Metazoa; Chordata; Actinopteri; Cypriniformes; Leuciscidae
Source: RefSeq, a predicted model, not a curated record
AACUGCAGAAAAUAGCUGCUGAUAUGUUUGGCAUGGAAGCGGCUCUAUAUGUCCCCACAGGAACGAUGAGUAACCUGAUUGCAGUUAUGGUUCACUGCAGAGAGAGGGAUGAUGAGAUGAUAGUCGGAGAUCUCUCUCAUAUUCAUGUUUAUGAGCAAGGAGGAAGUGCACAGCUAGCAGGCGUCCAUUCUGCAACAGUCACCACCCUUGGCGAUGGCACCUUUGACCUAGACCAGCUGAUCUCCAAGAUCCGUCACGGUUACCCUGACCCACACUACCCACGAUCCCGCCUGGUUUGUGUGGAAAACACGCACAAUAUUCAGGGAGGGCGCGUCCUCCCACUCUCCUUCCUGCAGGAGCUUCGCUCCGUAGCUGAUAAGUUUGGUUUGGCUGUCCAUAUGGAUGGAGCGAGGGUGAUGAAUGCAGCUGUGGCACUUGCCGUCCAGCCAUCUGUUAUACUGCAGCAUUGCCACUCUGUCAGUGUGUGUCUGUCCAAGGGACUCGGGGCACCUGUGGGCACCAUGCUAGGUGGGUCGAAAGAUUUCAUACAGAGAGCAGUGCGUGCCCGCAAGACACUUGGCGGAGGAAUGCGCCAAUCAGGUGUCUUGGCAGCAGCUGGUAAGAUUGCCCUGUCAGACAUGAUUGGCAGACUGGAGGAGGACCACAGGAACGCCAGACGCUUUGCUCAAGCGCUGGUAGAGUGUGACCCUUCUCUGUACCGGGUGGAUCUGAGCACUGUGGAAAGCAACAUUUUGAGGUUCUGUCUGCGGGACCGCCAGAUGAGCCCAGCAGAGUUCUGCGAACGGAUGGCAGGUGUAGAUGAAGAAGAGGUGAAGGCUCUGGGACAAGGGGUCCGGGUUCUGAUGUUUCCCCAUGUUGGGGGGACAGUCAGGGCUGUGUGGCAUCUGGGCAUCAGCGAGGAGGACACUCAGCUGGCAAUACAGAAGGCUCAGUUUGUGGCCCAACAGCACAAGCAGCAUGAGAACGCCCCUUGACCAAUCAGAAGUGUCUUUACACCAGUCUUUUGGUCUCAGGGACCUUUCAUAAACUUUAAAACUGAAAAAACAAGCAUUACUAUGAACUUUUUUGCACUCCAGUUUGACAGCCAAUAUUCACCCACUCAAUUCAGCUGUGAGAGGUAUAGUACUCCCACUUAGUGUGUGCACACACACACACACACACAGUUGUUUCUCACAAUAAACUAUUGUGAUUGACAUUUGAAUUGUGUUUAACUGCACAAUCUAUGAGCACCAGAAGCAGUUUAAGGACUUUUUAAAAAGAUACAUUAUGGCUUGUUCUAUAGUUACUAUCAUUGAGUGUUAUAUAAGAGUUCCCCAUAAGAAUAAGACGCAUUCAGUGUAGAGACGGAUUGUCAUGACAACAAAGCAGAGAUUUACCGUAGAAGUGGAUAUAACAAAGUGCUCCGGGCCACAGUUAACUUUAUUACUAUAGCAUGCUGGAGGAAUGAAAUGACUGAG